CUCACCGCGGUUUGAUAGCUUUUCCUUCUUGGCGGGAAUCGGGCGUCCGUGCGCACAAUUCCACGAUCGACAUCACCGCAGCCUCCGCACCACAACUACCACGCGACAGCAUACUAACAUUAUGAAGCGAUCAGGCUCAGGCCGUGUCGCGCGUAAAAUAGGCGCGUACGAUGACGACGAUUCUCCAGAAAGUGGAGCCAGUUCACCGAGCGACACGCAGAAUCGCCCUUCAGGUACGCGCUCCGUGCUAACUCACGGUGUAGAAAAUGUAGUCAAACGCCCGGCAUUUGGGAAAACCAAAAAACGAUCCUCUCUCCGUAUGUCCUUUGGACCCACCGACUCUGGAAAUGAUGGCGAAGACUCGGCCCCAGCAGUCGCGACAUCCAAGAAGUCAAAUCUCAGUCGCAUAGCUAUGGAGAAGUCGGCACAGCUACGCGCUCGAUCGCCGCUCGCAUCAGAAGCAUCACGUGGUGAUGCUGAGGAAUUGGAGGGUCCGUCGUAUAGCCAGGACUAUAUCAAAGAAUUGCGUAAUUCAACACCUUCCACACCCAAGGAUCUGGUGCUGUCGGCAGAAGAGGAGGAGGAAGCCCAGGCGCUUGACCUGGCCUCAAAAUUCGGACCAAAUGCCAGCCUCAGUCUGAAACCGGAAACAUCUGCGAUACCCACCCAAGCUGAGAUUAUGGAGAAGAAAGCUCGACGGAGACGACUCGCUCUUGAACAGGAAAAUUAUCAAAAGGACGACGACCACCCAUGGGCAUCGGAUCACGAUGAUGACGAUGACGAAUUCCGCACCAGUCGCAACGAAAUAUCGCUCCGACCAAGAUCAGAAAAAUAUCCGGAAUCCCGCCUUGUCCAUGACGACGAGGACAUCGCCGAAGGUUUCGACGAUUUCGUGGAGGAUGGCAAGAUAGCGCUCGGACGAAAAUCCGAGCGAGCUGCACAGCGGCAACGGCGAGCGGAAAUGGCAGAGCUUAUCAACGAUGCAGAAGGUGGCUCAGGAGACGACGGCUCCGAUGAUUCGGAAGAGGAGCGCAACGACGCCUUCGCCGCAGCACAAGCCCGCGCGGGUCGUUAUGGCGAGAAACCAACUACAGAAGAAGAUGGCGCCAGGACUCCCCCGAAAACCGCACCUCUCCCUGAUCUCGACGAUAUACUGAAAGCAUUGCAAGCCGAAGUCGAUGCGAAGGAGCAGAGAAAGGAACUCAUUGAGAAGAAACUCGAGGAGCUCAAAGACGACAAAGUGCGCGUGGAACAGCGGAAGACGUACCUGCAAGAGCAAUUGGAGAAGACCGGCCAAGAAUUCGAGAAGCUGCGCCAGGAGGCUGGGUUGCCCGCAUUGCCUGCCAAUGUAGCGGCGGGCAGUCGGCUCAUCACUGAGAGGGGGCUCGACAGUUUGGGUACCACGCCUCUGGCUUCGGGGUCUAAUGCUUCCGAAGAAGAGUAG
This is a messenger RNA of Periconia digitata, 1444 nucleotides long. The record is from the annotation of a GenBank genome assembly. NCBI's taxonomy places the organism in Eukaryota, Fungi, Ascomycota, Dothideomycetes, Pleosporales, Periconiaceae.